AUGCCCAUCUGUAUCGAGUGUCGUCAUCCAGUCAGGACUCUUUGGACAUCCUACUCGGGUGCAGAUGACAAGUCGAGUGGACACAACAUUCGACUGACAGUCUGUCGAAAAUGCGGCUCCUUUUGCGACAAGUAUGUCGAACACGACUUUGUUGUUCUCUUCAUUGACCUGGUUCUCAUCAAACCCCAAGUUUAUCGACACCUGCUGCAUAAUACCCUGAUGCGAGAUGGCGAUCGCUUUGACCCCUCCAUCAUACGGCUUGGCGUUCUGCUCCUGCUCUUCGAUGUCUACCUAACGUGGGCUCGAAUGGAGAGGCAGUCUAUCCCUGAAUCCUCGCCAGGCGGAAGCAAUCUGGGAAGAUUAGCCCAGCAGCCUAUCGUUUUACAAUAUCUCUUCUUCCUCAUUCUGUGUGCUCUGUCGACGGCGGCCUUUCACAUUAGCAUCCGCUUCCUCACGUCUUCAGCCCUCUCCCCUCUCAACUUCACGGGGAUUCUUCGCCGCUAUGGCCGCCCUAAUUCGGUUUCGACCGCUCUUCUCGUCUCCUCGUCCACCAAGCUCUUCCCCAUACUCAUGGUGAUAUGGCAGUACCACGAUGUCCCAGCUGCGGCUCGCUACCUGGGCGGGGCUGUCGUAGUCAACAAUGUCGAGGCACUCCGCAUUCUUCUGGACUGUAAGUACUACACGGCGUGUUUUCUGGCUAUUUCCGGGGCAGCCGCCAGGUGGAUAGUCGGGCGCAUGGUCCUAAGCGCAGCUGGGUUGGGAGACGUCGACUCGAUAAGCGAGAGCACCGUGGCCACCGAUGGAAAGGCGCUUUGGGCCUUGGUCACGUAUUUGAGACAAUGGGCUGGUCGCUUAGCUGUAGGAUAG
Messenger RNA from Clonostachys rhizophaga, 867 nucleotides. NCBI's taxonomy places the organism in Eukaryota, Fungi, Ascomycota, Sordariomycetes, Hypocreales, Bionectriaceae. The record is from the annotation of a GenBank genome assembly.